ACCAAAUAUCACCUCAUCAAGACAGACAUGGCAGUUGAGCUUUUGCUCUCAUUUCUCCUUUGCAUCUUCUCUUUCUUCUUCAUCUUCUUCUUCUUUCCCACCGGAAGCUCCAAAUCGGAAAAAUCUAUCUCCACCCACCUCCCAAAAUCUUAUCCAAUCAUCGGUUCUUCUUUCGCUAUAAAUGAAAACUUCGACCGACUAGUCCAAUGGACGUCGGAUAUUCUCCAAAAAAGACCUUCUGCAACGUUUGUCCUCCACCGCCCUAUGGGCCACCGCCAAAUCUUCACUGGAAAUCCAUCCAAUGUUCGACAUAUUCUCAAGACUCAUUUUCAUCACUAUCAGAAAGGACCCUUCACUCGACACACUCUCUUCGACUUCCUUGGCAAUGGUAUCUUUAAUUCUGAUGGUAACACCUGGAAGUUUCAGAGGCAAGUUGCUAGCCAUGAAUUCAGCAACAAAUCUCUUCGUAAAUUUGUUGAGACUGUUGUUGAUACUGAACUCUCUGAACGCUUAAUUCCAAUCCUAUCUGCUGCAGCUGCCAACAGAACAGUUCUUGAUUUGCAAGAUAUUCUUCAGAGAUUUGCUUUCGACAACAUAUGCAAGAUUGCUUUUGGAUACGAUCCUGAAUACUUGUUGCCAUCUCUUCCACCCGCACCUUUUGCAGAAGCUUUUGAAGAGAGUGUCAGGAUUAUUAGUAAAAGAUUCAAUUGUUCUUUCCCUGUAAUAUGGAAAAUUAAAAAGUUUUUCCUUAUUGGAUCCGAAAGACGUCUAGAAAAAUCCAUGUCUCAAGUGCGUGAUUUUGCUAUGAACAUCGUGAAAGAGAAGAAAGAAGAACUCAAACAAAAAUCUUCCCUCGAAUCCAUUGAUCUCUUGUCGAGAUUCUUAAUCUCUGGUGUUUCUGAUGAGACCUUUGUGACUGAUAUUGUCAUCAGCUUCAUAUUAGCCGGUCGUGACACUACGUCUGCGGCUUUAACUUGGUUUUUUUGGUUAAUCUCGAAAAACCCACAUGUAGAAGCUCAAAUUCUUCAAGAAAUACAGGAAAAAUCAGACGUACCCAUCUUCGAAGAAGUGAAGGACAUGGUCUACACCCAUGCUUCCUUAUGCGAGACAAUGAGGUUGUACCCUCCCGUGCCUGUGGACUCCAAAAUAGCAAUAAGCGACGACGUUUUACCUACCGGGACGUCGUUGAAGAAAGGCACUAGAGUCACGUAUCAUCCAUACGCGAUGGGGAGGCUAGAAGCACUAUGGGGUCCGGAUUGGGCUGAUUUCAAGCCAGAGAGGUGGCUGCAGGAUGGAGACGGAGUGAACAACAAACGGAGUUUCGUUGGGAGAGAUCCCUACACUUAUCCAGUGUUUCAAGCUGGGCCAAGGGUUUGUUUGGGGAAAGAAAUGGCGUUCUUGCAAAUGAAGAGAGUGGUUUCUGGAGUUGUAAAGAGAUUUAAGGUGGUUCCAGCGACGGAGGAUGGCUUGGAGCCGGUGUUUAUUGCCUAUCUGACCAAUAAGAUGAAGGGUGGAUUUCCGGUGAGGAUUGAGGAAAGAAGUGCAUAGUAUAAAGUGUGUGUGAUUUGAAUGAAUGGAAAAUACUUACCCAGGUCUCUAUCACCCCUAGUGUAACACAAGAGCAGAUUCACAUUUAAAAUUUAUCGUUACAAAUUUAUGUAGAUUCACUUUAAAUAAGCUUUUUUCUAUAAAUAAAUUUAUAUUUCAAUAUAAUUAA
Molecule: messenger RNA, 1717 nt
Organism: Manihot esculenta (cassava)
Lineage: Eukaryota; Viridiplantae; Streptophyta; Magnoliopsida; Malpighiales; Euphorbiaceae
Product: cytochrome P450 94A2
Exons: 1
Coding region: 28-1548 (506 amino acids)
Molecular function (GO): monooxygenase activity; oxidoreductase activity, acting on paired donors, with incorporation or reduction of molecular oxygen; iron ion binding
Source: RefSeq, a predicted model, not a curated record